This is a messenger RNA of Aspergillus fumigatus Af293, 855 nucleotides long. RefSeq lists its product as uncharacterized. NCBI's taxonomy places the organism in Eukaryota, Fungi, Ascomycota, Eurotiomycetes, Eurotiales, Aspergillaceae. The record is from RefSeq and is a predicted model, not a curated record.
AUGGGUGCACCAAACUUCUACCGCUCUGGACUUGUGUCCCUUCUGUUCGUGUCACUGUGCGUCAGCAGCCUCGCAAACGCUGACUACAAUCGAUUCUGUCCCGAUAAAACAUCGCAGAUCCAAGUCGACUCAACCUUCUACACCGUUGCCUGCGAUACAUCCUACAUAUCCCCCGCUCCUAAAAAGGUCAGAGAGGGCGCAUCGCCCGAGGACUGCGCUCGGCUGUGUACCGCGGAGCCAGCAUACCAUGCCAUAGUGUGGUAUCUUGGAAACUGCUGGCAGUCCGAUAAAACUGACGCCGUCUCAUUCCGCGUCCCGGGCGCUGUACUAUUGACGCCUGGCGAGAAACAUGAUCACGCGACUGGAACAUCCGAGGAACAGAAGCAAUGUCUCGCGGAGAAGGAGCAGUUGGCACAGAAGAACGACCAAUGUGGUAGAUCCUUGGAGCAGUGUGAAACUGAGAAGAGCAGCAUAUCUGCGGCAAAGACUACCUGCGAGAACAGUCUCGAGGCUGCAAACAAAGAAAUUGCGCGGUUGUCUAACCAACAGACGGUCACUGACCGCUUCGUUCCUACCGAAAAAGAUGACGGACUAGAGAUAGUUGUUGGUGGCAAGAGAUGGAAAAUAUAUUACUCCAAGUUGAACGAUCCUGGCGCUUGGGACGUGGGUACUCUUUCUCAACCAUCGUAUAUGGCAUGCAUGGAGCUCUGUGCUUCAAAGCCGACCUGUGUUCGCACAGCGUGGGUCAACAAUUAUGCCGGCGCUAAUACAUGCUGGAUGCGAUCGUAUGGCCAGAACACUGUUCAGACCAUUACUCGAGGAUGGACUUCGACCCACCUUAUUGCACCAGCUUGA